Epinephelus fuscoguttatus (brown-marbled grouper) is the source of this 4367-nucleotide messenger RNA. RefSeq names its product phospholipase ABHD3-like. Gene Ontology annotation, biological process: medium-chain fatty acid catabolic process; medium-chain fatty acid biosynthetic process. The transcript is spliced from 9 exons. Bases 332 to 1549 code for a protein of 405 amino acids. NCBI's taxonomy places the organism in Eukaryota, Metazoa, Chordata, Actinopteri, Perciformes, Serranidae. Gene Ontology annotation, molecular function: monoacylglycerol lipase activity; acetylesterase activity. The record is from RefSeq and is a predicted model, not a curated record.
CUUUGACAUUGGAGGUGUCUCUUUAAACGAACCAUCUGAUAACCAGGAAGCUGUCGAAGCACCCGCUGAAUAAAACCCUGCAGGUGGAUACCGGCUUUUACCAUUACCAUCAGAGGUGAUGGGACGUCUCGGGGUAAAGGAGCGGCCGUAAAGCAUCUUUAACGUUAGCUGGUGGUGAUGAAGGCAGGUUGUCGGGCAUUGCUGUAGCUAACGUUAACGUCUCUCUGUCAGCUGUCUGUCCCGGUGUGUCGGCUAAAGAGUCUUUUAGCCUAACGUGACCGUUAACGUUAGAUAUCGUCAGCUACAUAAGCUAAAUAGAUAGACAGUAGCCAUGUUUUUAUCACAUUUGGAGCUAUGGAGAACAUACUGGGAGUGUGUGUCCAGACCUUACACGGUGUUCAUCUGCUCCCUCACGGCCGCACUGUACUAUCUGUGGGGCCGCAAGUGUCAGACACCAGUUCUGGUUUCCAGCAAGGCUUUCGGCGCAUUCCUCCACAAGCACUGUCCUGUGGUGGUCGAGCGCUUCAGUCCCACUCCGUGGUGCUGGGGAGGCCGGCUUCAAACGCUGGUCUGUGCCGUCCUCAAGUCCAGACCCUCCGUCUCUUAUCGCAAUGAGCUGAUCCGAACGGUUGAUGGUGGUCAGAUCUCUCUGGACUGGGUGGACAAUCAGGACAGUGCGACCUACCCAGAAUCCUCCACCCGCCCCACAGUACUGAUCCUCCCAGGUCUGACAGGCAACAGCAAGCAGUCCUAUGUGCUCCAUGCCAUUAGCCAGGCCACUCGCCGCGGCUAUAGAUGUGUGGUCUUCAACAACAGAGGACUUGGAGGGGAAGAGUUGUUGACGCCUGUCACCUACUGCGCAGCCAACACCUCAGAUCUUGAGCGUGUGGUGCAACAUGUCAAAGGACUUUACCCACAUGCCCCUGUGCUUGGUGCUGGUGUGUCUUUGGGAGGCAUGUUAUUACUAAACUACCUGGCCCGUAAGCGCUCGGAGUCUGGGAUGGUGGCAGGUUUCACCAUCUCCGUCCCCUGGAAUGCACUGAAGUCUGCCACCUCGAUGGAAGAACCACUUAACUGGCUGCUUUUCAACAAAUACCUCACAAACGGCCUGUGUCGUGCUGUCACCAGGCACAGGAAGGUUCUCGAGAAAGUGGUGGACAUUGAAUAUGUCGUGAAGGCGCGGACUAUCCGUGAGUUUGACGAACGCUUCACCUCUCUGAUGUUCGGUUAUAAAUCUUGCACAGACUAUUACAUUGAUGCCAGCCCAGACAAUAAACUCCAAAAUACAGCAGUGCCCAUCCUGUGUCUCAACGCUGCUGAUGACCCCUUCUCUCCCCAACACGCCUUCCCGCUGACCACAGUCCAGAGCCUGCCGAAUGUCGCCCUGUUGUUAACGGCCCACGGUGGACACAUUGCCUUCCUGCAGGGUUUGUUCCCUCGGGGCGAGAGCUACAUGGAGCACGUAUUCGGUCAGUUUGUUCAAGCCGUAUUUGAACACCCUAAGGACAUCAUGAAAGCCUGCAGCAUUAAGGAGGAGCAGAUGAGCUGAUCAUCUUGUCCGAGCACCAGAAUGACCGCUAGCUGAGAGGAAUAUGAAGUCGCCGGCAUCUUAGCAGUAGAACAGCAAUUCACAAAAAUGCAUUGCUCGGCUUUGCAUGCCGUUAGCUUACCGCAGAAAUGUUGGGUCUCCUUCAUGUUUGCACAGAGAAUGACCAACUGUAUUGUACAAUCAUAUGACCUCAUUGCAACUUUGCUGAUCUACCUCAUCAUCUCAGGUUCUCUAUUUAAUGAGCAAUCAAGAAGUAAAAAUGUGCAGAACUCAUUUUUGAAAUAUCUAAGAAAUCUUGCAGCCAGCUGAUAAAUUAAUACAGAUAAAUAUUAAGAUAAAAACACGCAAUAUAAACAUUAUUUUUUAAAAAAAGAUUGUAUAUUACUUUUAAUCAUGUACUUUCUCCCACAUGCCGUCCCAAAUUGAAGCACUUGAAGUGUGUGUUGACAACAAAAUGUGUAAUUAUUCCCUGUUAGAAAAUGAGUGCUUGGGUUUAUUUGAAAAUUAUUAAAUUAUUAAUAAAAAUAAUAAUAAAUUAAAUAAUAAAAGGAAAAGAAUGUGAAAAUUUGAACAUAUAUGCUUAUGUUACUAUUGUUUUGCCUCAUAACCUGCUUUGGUUUUGCAGUACUAGUUUUCCUUGAAGUGUGCAACAUUCCUGAAAAAAUUAUACUUCUUCACGUUUUAGCCUUGCAUGCAUACUUUACAUAGACUUUCUCAGUGCAUACCAUACUCUGUGGUAAUCCUGCUAACAGCUUGGUUGUUUGAACUGUCAAUCUCAACCAAAAAACAGCCACACGGCAGGAAACAACAUAUCUGUCAUGAAGGAAAGACAUGUACAAUUGUAGGACAGGUUUGUCAUCUGAGUUUUUGAUUCUUAAACAAACAAAAAAACCUGACAUCAGUUAAAUGUAAAAACUAUUGUACGCUUGUAAAUGCUUUUGCAGUUUGCUUGAUUGCACUGUAAAUUAUGCACUACCUUAGACGUGACUGUAAAAAAUACUUAAGGUAUUUGUACCUGCCGUCAAUAAUUUAAUAGUGAGUGGUUUUAAUUUGUGAGUGCUGUAAAUCUGCCUUUUGUUUGUCACUGACACACGUUGUUUGGGGAACGAGUGAUGGAUAAAAGAAUGUAUAUCAUGUCCACAUGAUGAUUAUAUGAUGUGUAGUUUGUAGUUACAGGAGGUCAUUUGUUCUUAACUUAAAGGGUAACAUUAGCAUUUUUUAACCUAUGUCAUAUUUUCCCAUGUUUUUGUGUCUCAGUGACAAGUGAGAACAACAGUUUUUGAAAUUGGUCCAGCAUUGAGUGAAACAGGCUGCAGUAUAACCACUUGGCGUCCACUAGAAGUGCUUGUUUUUGCCAGGUUCAGAUUGUUAUAAGAGUAUGACACUUAUUGGAAAGGAUCCCUACAGAGAUAGACCUUGUUGUUAAAGAGUAAGAUCCCCUUUAUUUAACAAGGAACAGCCCCUAAAUCGCGAUCACCAAACCCACCAGACUCUAUUUAAAUAAGCAGUAAUUUUGGCAUGUAUAGAGCUAGCUUGUUUUCACAUCUAACUGGGUGAAUUAAGGGUUUAUUUCAACCAAACUAAAGUUGGUGAUUCUUGGAACAGUGGAAAGACGAACCAAGAUGGCUUUUGUGAGCUUUAUUUUGUGUCUGUCUACUUGGAGUUAAGUGUGUUUUCGGGGCUGUUUCUGAUUGAACAAAAAUGAUCUUACUCUUCGAGAAAAAGGUCUAUCUCUGUAGGGAUCAUUUCCAUAAUGUUGUUAGUAGGGCUGCAAUGAUUAGUCAACAAAUCAAUGACUAAUUGACUAUUAAAAUAAUUGGUGACUAUUUUAGUAGGCGACUAAUCAGAGAAAAGUACUAUAAAAGUACCCCAAAAUACUCUUAUUGCAGCUUCUUACGUUCAAAUAUUGUCAGCUGUACACACUCUCCCAUGACGGUGAACUAAAACCCUUUGGCGUGAGUACAAAACAAGACAUUAGAUGACAUAAUUUUGGGGUUUGGGAGAGACGGACUGACAUUUUUCAACAUUUUAACACAUUUUUCGAUAAAAUGAUUAGUCGACUAAUCGAAGAAAUAAUCAACAGAUUAGUCGACAAUGAAAAUAAUCGUUAGUUGCAGCCCUAGUUGUUAGACACUUAGAAUAACAAUCUGAGCCAGUCAGUGGCAAAAACAAGCACUUUUAGUGGCUGUUAACAGACAGUGUUCACAUGGAGUAGUUACAUUGCAGCCUGUUUUGCAGGUGAUGGCUUCAAAAAUUGUUUUUCUGAUUUAUCACUUAGACACUAAAACAUGGGGAAAUAGGGUCCAGGUUGAAAAAUACCAAAGUUACCCUUUAAUCAUGGAUUUGAAGUCUUUGUACAAUAAGGACCAGGUCAGUAUGUGUGUACUGAAUGUCAUUUUCAGUCAGCCCAGAAUACUUAGAAGGUUUUUAUUAUGUGUGUAUCUAUCACCAAUAGUGCACUGAUGAUGCAAACACACCAUUUUACAAUGCCACUACCAACGUGUUAUCACUUUAUGAUUUAUGUCAUUUUUACCAGAAGCUGCAUUUGUUUUACUUGAACAGUAAAUGUCUGCAAAUGUGACCUGAGAACACAGCAGCACAUGUUGCUGACUGCUGUCUUACUGCAUCUACUUCCUCAUCAGUUCUUUGCCACAUUCUCAUGCCUUCCAUUGCCGUGUAUUUUUUAAUGGAUACUUAUUUCUUCAGUCUGUAUGAGCUGUAACCACAAUUACAUUGUUUUUGCAAUAUCAACGGUGUAUUCACUUGAAAGAAUGUUGGGCAUUAUGAAGUAUGUAUUUGGUUUUUGGUUAUUGAAUCA